CAAUAGUUCGACCAUGAAGGUGCAAUGUUUAGUUGUUUUGCUCGAAGUCUGCAUGCACUAAGAAUGGCAGCUCCGAGGAAAGUCACCAUAAUUGGCUCUGGAAACUGGGGCUCUGUGAUAUCUCGCAUUGUGGGCGCCAAUGUGAAAGACCAUCCGGAUUUAUUCCAACAAACAGUGCAGAUGUACGUUUAUGAAGAGCUAAUUGAAGGAAGAAAACUCACAGAAAUUAUCAACACGGAACACGAGAAUGUGAAGUACCUCAAAGGUUUUAAAUUGCCGGAUAACGUUGUUGCAAACCCGGAUGUAGUGGAGGCUGCGAAGGAUGCAGAUAUUCUGGUGUUUGUUGUACCUCACCAGUUUGUGAAGGCAGUUUGCACCAAGAUGAAAGAAGUGGUGAAACCAGGGGUGAUUGCGAUUUCCCUCAUAAAGUUUGGCAUCCCAUGUAAGUUCAUGAGAAUUGAUGCAAUUGCUGACAAGACUCACAUAAUGACCUGGCAAGAAUGCCGAAAGGACAGCAUAAACAGAAAUGAGGCUCUUAAACGGCAGGCUAGCAUCAGGGGUCUUGAUCAUGCCAGUACAGGAAUCAAUCUUGUGUCUACAAUGAUCAAAGAAUCUCUGGAAAUUCCUCACGUGAGUGUCUUGAUGGGAGCAAACCUCGCAAAGGAAGUGGCGAGAGAGAUGUUUGGGGAGGCUACCAUAGGUUGUCGCAUGGAAGAACAUGGUCCCCUCCUUAAGGAUCUGUUUCACACAGAUUAUUUCAAAAUCAAUGUUGUGUCAGAUGCAGACACUGUUGAACUCUGUGGCUCACUUAAGAAUGCUGUAGCAGUUGGAGCAGGAGUUGUAGAUGCCUUGGGUUAUGGUGACAACUCCAAGGCAGCAGUCAUUCGCAUUGGACUCAAAGAAAUGAUUCAGUUUGCCCAGAGAUUCUAUGAUAAUGUUAAACUGGAGACUUUCUUUGAAUCGUGUGGAGUGGCUGAUUUGAUAACUACAUGUUAUGGAGGAAGAAACCGGAUAGCAGGAGAAGAGUUUGUCAAGGGAAAGACAUUUGAAGAAGUUGAGCAGUACAUACUUGGAGGGCAGAAACUACAGGGACCCCAUACAGUCUAUGAAGUGUAUCACCUGCUCAAAGAUAAUGAUUUGCUUUCUGAGUAUCCUCUUUUUACCGCAAUCUACAAUGUGUGUUUUGAGAAGCAUCCUCCCUCAGAGAUGAUUGAAGUCCUUAAAAGACAUUUGUAGAACUAAGUCCUGUAGUUGUAAUAGUGGUGUCAGUAUUGUUGUAUUUUAUUCUAAUUUACUAUGAUUAAUGAUAUUUUGAGUAGAAUAAGUCCACAUGGCAAGAAGCCUGACUGUGAUAUUACUUUUAACUGGAAUAUAAAGUAUGUUACUCUAGACUUUGAGCUGUCCUUCCUUUUCUGCAAAGUCUGUGGUGUAAUUUAAAAAAAGAAAGACAAAUGAGGGAAAAAAUUGAUGUAAGUGCCCUUUGCAGAACUCUUUGACCCACACUCCUAGUGCACACUAGUGCACACUCCACAGUGCACACUAACGUUACUCUUUUCCUCUGCCCAUUAUUUUGGACUUGCAUGACGGAUUUUGUCGAAAAGGAGGGGUUGCUAGUAGUCUAAUGUUACUCUGACUGAUAUUUACUGUUUUGAUGACAAUUUAUAGCCCAAUUCCAAGUUCCAAAAACCUUCCAUAUCAAAAUUAGGCCAGGUGCCUAUGAAAAUGUGUUUUAUUCAUAUGAGAAUGCAUGUACACUCAUCUUGAAACAGAGGCUUAAGACAUCUACAUAUAGGAAGUGGCCUCAUAUCUCUUUCAAAGGAACCUCUAGCAAGUGAAAUUAACACCCACUUUAUUUGAUCUUCUGCCCUAGUGGCAACUCAGUUAAAUGGUUGUGGUUUUUUUGUUUUUUGUUUUUUUGUUUUUUGCGUUUUUUGUUUUUUUGUAUAAUAAUAACAAAAUCUCAUCUGGGAAUUUUCUAGUAACAACAUCCAUUUCCUAGUUGAAGUUGCCCAGGAAGAAUUUGCCAAAAUACCCUUGAAGUCAUGAAAAUUGACAUCUGAAAACUUGUCAGGAAGAUUUGGUCAUGUGGAAUCAGCUAAAUGCUGUGGAAUCACUUGAUACAUGUAAUUAUUGUUGUAUUUUUUUGGUCAAUUUAUGGAAAAUAUAUUAUAUCUUUUUUUUCA
This is a messenger RNA of Stylophora pistillata, 2183 nucleotides long. RefSeq names its product glycerol-3-phosphate dehydrogenase [NAD(+)], cytoplasmic. The record is from RefSeq and is a predicted model, not a curated record. Lineage: Eukaryota; Metazoa; Cnidaria; Anthozoa; Scleractinia; Pocilloporidae. Gene Ontology annotation, molecular function: glycerol-3-phosphate dehydrogenase [NAD(P)+] activity; NAD binding; protein homodimerization activity. Gene Ontology annotation, biological process: carbohydrate metabolic process; glycerol-3-phosphate catabolic process. Gene Ontology annotation, cellular component: cytosol.